AUGUUAGCAGUGAAUUUAGACUGUCCUCUCGAUCUUGCUCCACUCGGUAUCAGGAGCAGUCUCUAUGAACAUAUAUGGGAAGGAUACAGCCAUAAACCUGAGCUGGACAUGCAGCAUGUAUGCAAGAACAUGGAUGAAGUGGUUGCGGAGGUGGAGAAUCGGAAAGGAGAUCUGCGGCCAGCUGAUGUCAGGAGAAUAAAUUUGAUUUCAAACCUAAAGGCCAUCUGGAAAUUGAAGAGGGUCUUGACAUCACAAGACAAAGAUGGCUUACCCAUGUGGGCACUGAUCAUAUUACUUGAGUGGGGCAGGGGCCAGACUUCAGUUGGCCUUGCAAAAUUUUGCAAUGGAUCUUCUUCAGAGAAGGGGAUUUAUUCACAUGGUUGUCCCUAG
Myxocyprinus asiaticus (Chinese sucker) is the source of this 390-nucleotide messenger RNA. Its product is annotated as serine--tRNA ligase, mitochondrial-like. Lineage: Eukaryota; Metazoa; Chordata; Actinopteri; Cypriniformes; Catostomidae. The transcript has 4 exons. Bases 1 to 390 code for a protein of 129 amino acids. The record is from RefSeq and is a predicted model, not a curated record.